AAACGGCCACAUUGCGCUGAAAACAGGGAACUUUUUGUAACGCUGCAAGAAACUGGCGCGAAAUUGCCAGUGUAAAUAAAUAAAUAUAUUCAAAAGCAGCAGCGUUUGAACUAGACCAAGUUGCAAGAUUGCAAAGUUGCCACGAGUUGCGUGCAGCGGACAGACAGCUUCAUCGUCAUCGUCACCGGGUCAAAUAGCGCAACUGGAAUUUAAUGUCGUCAGUCGCAUUGCUGUGCCGCCGCAGUAAUUGUUUGUCAAACGCGCUCAAUUCAUGCCGCAAACUAUCCGUUCCUCCAACAACAACAGCCAAACCAACAACAGCAAGGCAAAUUACUACAUUUGUAGCCUGGUCGCAGCGGCAUUAUACUCGCAGCUUUUUGGGCUAUAAGAACAUGGACUCGCCGCCGGAUGUCUUUCGUGGUGUGGUGGAUCGCUUCCAAGGCGUCACAGUGGACUGCAAGGCUCAGGCUGUGCAGAUUGCUGACAAAACACAAUUCCAGCAAAUGUUACAGAAAUCUUUGGAUUUUUGGCGAGCGAACAAUAAUCGUGCGAUAUGGUUUCGCGUGUACAGGGAUCAGUCCGAAUGGGUGCCCAUAUUGACGGAGGCGGGCUUCGACUUCCAUCAUGCCAGAGUGGGCGUUGUCACCAUGUAUCUGUGGCUACCCAGACACGAGGAGAGCAACUUGCCUAGCUAUGCGCACACGCUGCUGGGCGUUGGCGGUCUGGUCAUCAACGAUCAGAACGAGGUGUUGGUUGUCUCCGACAAGUAUGCGAUAGCGAAGAACAUUUGCAAGCUGCCCGGCGGCUAUGUGGAGCCGGGCGAGAAUUUCAUCGAUUCGGCGGUGCGCGAGGUGUUCGAGGAGACGGGCAUACGGACCGAGUUUCGGUCGAUGGUCUGUUUGCGGCAUUCGCAUGGCGGCAAUUUCGGUUGCUCCGACAUCUACAUAGUCAUUGGCCUGAAGCCCCUGAAUCUGGACAUCAAGCGGUGCGAGCGGGAAAUCGAGUCCGCUAGUUGGAUGCCACUGGCGGAGUAUUUGGAAAAUCCGUUGGUGCUCGAGGGGAGUCGCAGUUUUGUGCGCACAUAUCUGGACUAUCAGAAGCGUGGCUUGGACUUCACCUGCCACAACCUUGUGCACCAGGUGCUCAAAAAGGAGUAUCAGUUAUAUUACGUUGAUCCCCAGAAGGAUGAGAAGCAACAGGUGCCAAAAUUGUAGUGCAAUUGCUUAGUUUUAAUUUGUACAAAAAUUUGUAGCUCAAAUUCAGUCAAUAUCGAUAAGAAUGUCAUUUAUCGAUAAUAUUGUUUUUAUCCCUAACUUAAUUUUGUCUUCCAUUAAUUUGUAGUUGCUUGUUGGCAAAGUAAUUGGCUAGGAACCACACCAAAAUCGACAUUUAUCGAAAAAGACAUUUUUUAUACUAUUUCUAUUGCUGGUCGCUGAAUAGAACAAAUAAAUGUUUAGUGAUAAAUGUAA
Drosophila grimshawi is the source of this 1469-nucleotide messenger RNA. RefSeq names its product nudix hydrolase 2. The coding region runs from base 213 to 1214 and encodes 333 amino acids. Gene Ontology annotation, molecular function: ADP-ribose diphosphatase activity; NAD binding; NADH pyrophosphatase activity. The transcript has 4 exons. Lineage: Eukaryota; Metazoa; Arthropoda; Insecta; Diptera; Drosophilidae. The record is from RefSeq and is a predicted model, not a curated record.